AUGAAUUAUGCAGAAGAAUCAAGAAGGAGGAACCUCACCACAGUGACUGAAUUCAUUCUACUAGGAUUGUCCAACCACCAUAACCUGCAGGUGCCUCUGUUCUCCAUCUAUCUGUCCAUUUAUACCAUUACACUGAUGGGGAACAUCCUCAUCAUCCUCAUCACCAUGGACCCCGCCCUUCACACCCCCAUGUAUUUCUUUCUCCGGGUCUUAUCCUUCCUGGAGAUCUGCUAUACCUCAGUCACUGUCCCCAAGAUGCUGAUGAACUUCCUUUCAGACAACAGGAGCAUUUCCUACAUGGGCUGUGCUGCCCAAAUGUACUUCCUGCUCUUCCUUGGAAUCUCUGAGUGCUUCCUUCUGGCUGCCAUGGCAUAUGACCGCUAUGUGGCUAUAUGCAACCCAUUGAGAUACAGGCUCAUCAUGAACAGGAGGGUCUGCCUUUCCUUGACAAUUCUCUCUUGGUUCUGGGGUAAUGUGGUGUCCCUAGUACAGACAGCCUGGGUUUUCACCUUGCCAUUUUGUGGGUCCAAUCAGAUUAACUAUUUCUUCUGUGAUAUUCCCCCAUUGAUUAAGCUUUCUUGUAUUGACAUCCCUUUGUAUGAAAUGCAGUUGUUUACAGCAGCUAUACUAGUCAUCUUCACUCCAUUUUCUCUCAUUGUUGUGUCCUACACCUUUAUUAUCUCCACCAUCUUAAAGAUGGCAUCAGCUGAAGGCAGACACAAAGCCUUCUCCACCUGCUCCUCACACCUCAUUGUGGUGACAUUGUAUUACGGGAGCUGUGGCCUGAUCUAUUUAAGACCCAAGUCCAUUCAUUUACUAGACACCAACAAAAUGCUGGCUCUGAUAUACACAACCAUCACCCCAACCUUGAAUCCCUUUAUCUACAGCCUGAGGAACAAGGAGGUGAAAGAGGCUCUGAGGAGAUUGCUGGGGGACAGGACGAAGAGAAGAAUAUUUUCUCACAGAAUGUAA
Molecule: messenger RNA, 972 nt
Organism: Trachemys scripta elegans
Lineage: Eukaryota; Metazoa; Chordata; Testudines; Emydidae
Product: olfactory receptor 10A7-like
Exons: 1
Coding region: 1-972 (323 amino acids)
Biological process (GO): G protein-coupled receptor signaling pathway
Cellular component (GO): membrane
Molecular function (GO): olfactory receptor activity; G protein-coupled receptor activity
Source: RefSeq, a predicted model, not a curated record